GCGGGAGAAGUUCCUUCCGGGUCAGUGGCCGAAGCGUGGACUGCGUGGGGGAGCCCCUGGCGUCUCGGUCUCCCCCGCGUCUUCCCUGUACCGACGCGAGGCGAUCGUGGUUUCCACGAUGAGCUCCCAGAAAGGGAACGUGGCUCGUUCCAGGCCUCAGAGGCACCAGAAUACGUUUAGCUUCAAAAAUGACAAGUUUGAUAAGAGUGUUCAGACCAAGAAAAUUAAUGCAAAGCUUCAUGAUGGAGUUUGUCAGCGCUGUAAAGAAGUUCUUGAAUGGCGUGUAAAAUACAGCAAAUAUAAACCAUUGUCAAAGCCUAAAAAAUGUGUUAAAUGUUUACAAAAAUCAGUAAAGGAUUCUUAUCACAUAAUAUGUAGACCAUGUGCCUGUGAACUUGAAGUUUGUGCAAAAUGUGGAAAGAAAGAAGACAUUGUUGUUCCGUUUAAUAAGGAACCAGAAAAGACAGAAAAUCCUGAAAUUAAUCUACAUUCCAACCAUAGAAGUUGUAGAAGAAAUGAAGAAAGUGAUGAUGACUUAGAUUUUGAUAUUGAUUUAGAUGACCCAAAAGAUAAUCAAGUAGAUUAAUAUUUUAAAAGUCAGUUUGAAAACAUGAAAUUCUGAAGAACUUCUGGCUUUUGAGAGUUUUACACAAAAAUACUGUGAAAUCCUAGUGAGAUAAAUAGCAAAAACCUAUGGAAAACAAGCAAAAUUCAUACAUGGACAAUUUAAAUUAUGCAUGAUACUUGGAUAAUUAAAUACUUUCAUCCAAAGUUAAUUAUAAUAAAUUUUAAGUAGCAGAUACUGGAUUAUCUGCCAAAAUGA
This is a messenger RNA of Canis lupus familiaris (dog), 823 nucleotides long. It is a transcript of the gene C1H9orf85, whose product is annotated as chromosome 1 C9orf85 homolog. The transcript is spliced from 4 exons. NCBI's taxonomy places the organism in Eukaryota, Metazoa, Chordata, Mammalia, Carnivora, Canidae. Bases 119 to 586 code for a protein of 155 amino acids. The record is from RefSeq and is a predicted model, not a curated record.